GAAAGUUUGUCCUCCACCUACUAUCAACACUAUGGCGUCGCCUACUCAACAGUUGCCGGCAGGCUGGACUGCUGAAUGGGACGCGUCGAACCAGCGAUACCUGUUCGUUGAAGCGUCGACGGGCCACACACAAUGGGAUCCUCCAGUUGAUCCUGCUCUAAUGGUCGACCAGGCCCCAGCAGUCGCGCCUGUUGCAGGCCACAGCUCGAAACGACGGCAGUAUGCUGCUGGUCAGACUCAAGCUUAUUUCGGUACUACUGGUGCUCCAGACGCGUUAGGCGAUGGUGGAUAUGGUGCUGCAGCACAACAAGCACCUGUUGGUGGCCAAUUCUUCACUCCAGGCUUGGCGGGUGCGGGGGUGCAGCCUCAAGGUCCUGGGCAACCAUACUAUGACAGCAGGCCAGAGUACAUAAAUGCCCCAGAUCAACAUCAGCCGCAACAGACCUUCGUGCCGCCUGGCAUGGGUGCCCUUGCGGAUCAGUUCAGUCAGAUGGGAAUGGGCGGGCAAAAACCGUUCCAGCUAUACACCACCAAUCUUCUAACAUCACCACCAGAUCCUCGAGAGCUGCUCCUUCCUCCUCCUGAGAUCCGACUACCGUCUAAUGCAUCUAUUUCUCCGUCACCAGCGGCCAACGCUGACCCAUCCUACCAACGAUCUACCUUAAAUGUGAUCCCCACGACUUCUUCAGUCCUCAGUAAAUCCAAGAUUCCUCUCGCUUUGGUCAUCACGCCUUAUCGGACCCUCAAUGAAGGUGAAGAACCCGUCCCGGUGGUAACAGAUACAGUCAUUGCUCGGUGUCGGAGAUGCAGGACGUAUAUUAAUCCUUAUGUUCAAUUCAUUGACGGGGGGAAUCGGUGGCGAUGCUGCAUGUGUAAUAUGUCGAACGAGGUGCCCCAAAUGUUCGACUGGGAUCAAGCUAGAAACCAACCAGGUGAUCGAUGGGCCCGCGCCGAACUCAACCAUGGUGUUGUAGAGUUCGUUGCCCCCACGGAAUAUAUGGUCCGACCUCCCCAACCGGCCGUGUACAUAUUCCUUAUCGAUGUCAGCCAUGCAUCGGUCCAAUCCGGCAUGGUGGCCACUGCAACUCGCACCAUUCUUGAAAACCUUGAUCGCAUCCCGGACGAAAAUGGGCGGACGAAAGUGGCCAUCAUAUGUUACGAUGUGUCACUCUACUUCUUCUCCAUCCCUCCCGGCUCUACGGAGUCUUCCAUGCUCGUCGUAUCCGACACUGACGAUGUCUUCUUGCCCAAACCUACUGAUCUUCUUGUGAACCUUGCCGAGGCACGAGCGUCUUUGGAAGCUCUUCUCGGUAGAAUCAACGAUAUGUUCCAAGACAACAGUAUAAUCGGGAGUGCAAUGGGACCAGCCUUACAAGCUGGUUUCAAGUUGAUGGCGCCCAUCGGUGGUAAAAUAAUGGUCCUUUCGGCAAGUCUCCCCAGCGUGGGUCCUGGCGCCCUGAAGAAUCGUGAAGACCCCAAAAUACUUGGUACAGCUAAAGAGUCUGGACUUUUGCAAGCCGCCUCGACAUUCUACAAGAUGUUUGCCAUCGAAUGCUCGCGGGCCCAGGUUUCGAUCGACAUGUUCCUGUUCAGUACUUCGUAUCAAGAUGUUGCGACUUUGGCUUGCCUCCCUCACUACACCUCCGGUCAGACGUACUACUACCCUGCCUUUAAUGCUGGUCGCUCGGAGGAUGCACUCAAGUUUGCUCACGAGUUUGGCGGUGUUCUAGCCAUGCCAAUUAUGUUGGAGGCUGUGAUGCGUGUACGAGCUUCAAGAGGUAUUCGGAUGGCUUCCUUCCACGGCAAUUUCUUUGUGAGGUCGACGGAUCUUCUAGCUAUGCCUGCUGUUCCCCAAGACCAGUCGUAUGCCAUCGAGAUUCAGAUCGAGGAAACGGUCACUUCUCCUUUCGUCGUAUUGCAAACCGCUGUACUGCAUACUACAUGUUAUGGUGAACGCCGGAUCCGUGUUAUAACUACUGCAUUACCUACUACCACUAGCCUCUCUGAAGUAUUUGCAUCCGUGGAUCAGAUUGCUCUUGCUACGUUGUUUGCAAACAAAGCGGUGGAACGAUCUUUGACACACAAACUGGAAGACGCACGGGAUUACCUGUAUCAGCGACUCGUGGAGAUAUUGAUCGCCUACAAAAGCAGCAUGACUGCUGGUGGUGCAGGUGCUAGUGCACAGCUGGCGAUCUCUGAAAAUAUGAAGAUGUUGCCUGUACUCAUCCUUGGAUUGUUGAAGAAUGUUGGUAUACGUCAAAGCGCGCAGAUUCCGCCUGACAUUCGAGCUUAUUCUCAAGCCAUGUUGACGUCCCUGCCUUCGCAAGUUCUCAUUCCCUACAUCUAUCCUGCUUUCUAUUCGUUGCACAACAUGCCUCCCGAGGCCGGCACUGUUGGACCCGAAGGCAUUAUACUACCGCCAGUCCUGCCACUAACGUCUGAGAGACUGGAACGACACGGUCUAUUCCUUAUUGAAGAUGGGCAGACCAUCUUCUUGUGGAUCGGACGGGACGCCGUGCCUCAGUUGGUCAUGGAUGUAUUCGACCUCCCCAAUUAUGAGGUGUUACGAGGCGGAAAGUACACGCUCCCGAUCCUUGAAAACCCAUUUUCGCAACGGGUGAAUGCCAUCAUACAAAAGACGCGUGAGAUGCGACGCGGGGUGUAUUACCCACAUCUGUAUGUCGUGAAAGAGGAUGGGGAACCGCCGUUGAGGCUGUGGGCAUUAAGUGCUUUCAUCCAAGAUAGGCUGGAUGUUCUGCCUAGCUAUCACCAGUUCAUCGGAUCGUUAAAGGAAAAGGUUAAUGGUAACAGUUAUUAAGAGCUCGAAGGCGGGAUAGAGUUCGCCUUUCUACAGACGUAUAUAGGAUGUGCAUAUUAUUCCUUUGUUUUGUUCCUGUGUUCAUCAUGUCGCCACAAUGAGGCCUCGGAAGUUUAAACAGGUCAGACGUAACUGGCAAACUAUUCAAAUAUUCAACAGUCUAGUUGGAGGUCCCACGAUGGUGACAUUAUUAUACUACAGAAUCUCUUUUCCGCACUGUCGUCCUGAUAGCUAUGCGUUCUCAAUGGAAAAGAGGUCAGUCAGUUCUUGUUAGAUUUAACGAGAGAAACAAAAUUUCCGAUAUCAACACAGCCCUUCUCGUAGACCAAAUGAUCCUCGUUGAUAGUUAUAGACAGUGAUUUUUACGUAACUGAAUGCAAUCAAACUUGACUGG
Messenger RNA from Guyanagaster necrorhizus, 3212 nucleotides. Its product is annotated as CPII coat sec24 protein. The coding region runs from base 32 to 2818 and encodes 928 amino acids. Gene Ontology annotation, molecular function: SNARE binding; zinc ion binding. Gene Ontology annotation, biological process: intracellular protein transport; COPII-coated vesicle cargo loading; endoplasmic reticulum to Golgi vesicle-mediated transport. Lineage: Eukaryota; Fungi; Basidiomycota; Agaricomycetes; Agaricales; Physalacriaceae. The record is from RefSeq and is a predicted model, not a curated record. Gene Ontology annotation, cellular component: COPII vesicle coat; endoplasmic reticulum exit site. The transcript is spliced from 14 exons.